Molecule: messenger RNA, 1477 nt
Organism: Hemiscyllium ocellatum (epaulette shark)
Lineage: Eukaryota; Metazoa; Chordata; Chondrichthyes; Orectolobiformes; Hemiscylliidae
Gene: cmpk1
Product: cytidylate kinase
Exons: 7
Coding region: 187-822 (211 amino acids)
Biological process (GO): CDP biosynthetic process; 'de novo' pyrimidine nucleobase biosynthetic process; UDP biosynthetic process
Cellular component (GO): cytoplasm; nucleus
Molecular function (GO): ATP binding; UMP kinase activity
Source: RefSeq, a predicted model, not a curated record
CCGGAAGAAACAUCAAAGCAGCGCUUCACACAAGGCUCCAACAGCAUUGAUGAUGUUCCCUAGCUAGGGAACGAAACGUUUGCAGCAAAAACUUCCAGCUCGGCGAGCAGAACCACAACAACAGAGGGUGGUGUAUUGAAUCUCCGCUUUAUCGGCGGGAGAAGUGAGGACGAUCCGGGCUGGUGCAUGGUUAUUUCUUGUUGGGGAGCGCUAAUUCGGAAAUUGCUGAUGAUGAGGCCCCAAGUGGUUUUUGUCCUCGGUGGGCCAGGAGCCGGGAAAGGGACUCAGUGCGCCAAAAUCGUCAAGAAAUAUGGAUAUACUCACUUAUCUGCUGGUGAUCUACUUCGUUCUGAACGAAGCAAAGAGGGUACUGAGUAUGGAGAACUAAUUGCCAGUUUCAUUAAAGAAGGAAAAAUUGUUCCAGUGGCAAUAACUAUCCAGCUUAUAAAAAAGGCAAUGGAAGAGAAAAUGGCUCAAGAUUCUGCAAAGAAUACAUUUCUUAUUGAUGGAUUUCCGAGAAAUGCAGACAAUCUCAGUGGGUGGAACAAUCACAUGAAUGGUUAUGCUGAUGUGAAAUUUGUCCUUUUUUUUGACUGUAGCAAUGAGGUCUGUAUAGAGCGUUGCCUUGAAAGAGGAAAAGCCAGUGGAAGAACAGAUGACAAUGCCGAGAGUUUGCAAAAAAGAAUUCAGACAUACAUGCAGUCUACUAAGCCCAUUAUAGACGAAUAUGAGAAAGAGGGAAAAGUAAGAAGAGUCGAUGGUGCCAAAACUGUUGAACAGGUUUUUCUUGACGUUCAGAAAAUCUUUGAUUCUGAAAACUGAAUUAGCUGCUCUAUUGAAGCUUUAAAAAACAGAUGCUUCAAAUACUUUCUCGGUGGAAGUAGCGGUGAAACUCUACCUAUACUGUUUAUUUUACAAGAUAUAUUUUCCUCAGAAAUCCCUUAGUGGAUACAUUUUUUUCCAUUAGUAUAUUGUUUGCUAUUACUUUUGACAAAAAAAUGCUUUCAUACAGAUGAGAAAAUGCUACAUUUUUUAACCUGCUUCCUAAUAUGCUUGUAACUAGAAAUCCUCUCUAGGUCAUUUGAAGUUCUUAUGUAAAACAUGUAUUUGUCUUAAGGGUGUAUGCAGAGUUUCCCUUGGGGUACAAUGAGUUAUCACUUGUAUUGUUGCAUACCAAAUGAUCAUAUUUAAAACAGUUCAUGCAUAAAUGGGCAUUACUUAUUAAUCUAAAUGCAUAUGACGCUGAUUUUGAUUUUUAAAUGCCUGACUUAUUUCACACUUGUAAUUGAAUCUGAAAGCUUGAAGGAAAGUGAAAAUUAAAAGGCUGGAUUUAAGUUGUUAUUGGGUAUUAAAUGAUUAUUGCAUAGUGGAAAAAUGUAAUUGAGAAAAGUAGCCUCUGAACGUGUUUGUCCUUGGGUUUAUCUAUUUAUGUACUUUUGAGGAAUUAAAUUUAUCAUUUUUUGGUCACAUAAUUAAA